Hevea brasiliensis (rubber tree) is the source of this 3013-nucleotide messenger RNA. RefSeq lists its product as uncharacterized. Bases 419 to 2776 code for a protein of 785 amino acids. The transcript is spliced from 5 exons. NCBI's taxonomy places the organism in Eukaryota, Viridiplantae, Streptophyta, Magnoliopsida, Malpighiales, Euphorbiaceae. The record is from RefSeq and is a predicted model, not a curated record. Gene Ontology annotation, molecular function: protein binding.
UUGUGUUGCAUAAAAAAAAUAAGUUAAAUAAAUUAUAAUUAUAUUUCUUUAAAUAAUUUAAUUUAUUAAAUCGCUAUAUUUAUUUAUUAUUAUUACUUUUUUUUUACAUAAAUAUAACAUCUUUAUAGAUGUUCUUAAGAAAAUGGCGGUAACGCGGCACGUGCCAAGAACACGUGCCAAAAAGCCCAACGUCCCCAACGGCUAGUUGCUAUAAAACGGCUAGUUCUUUUUCACAUCUUCUCUCACCUUCCUCGGACCUUGUUCUCAAUCAUCACACCUCUUUCUCUAGUUUCUUAAUUUUCUCUCACAUUCGCACUAAGGAUCAUUCCACUUCAUAGAAAACAGGUUCUUUUUAAUUUUUAUCACUGGAACCUCACUUUCUUGAAAAUUCGAGGAAAGGGUUUAAAGAAUAUCGAAAAUGUGGUCCAACCACAAGAAUAAUAUCCCGGCGAGGGGCUUUUCGACGCCACCGGCGUCAUGGAAGUCGCCGCAUUGUCCGGCUGUUAUGCCCAUGUCCGAGAGGAAGAGUGUGUCAUCUGGGUGCAAACGUGAUCUCUUCCACGUUAUUCAUAAAGUGCCUGCUGGUGAUUCUCCCUACGUCAGGGCCAAACACGUUCAGUUGAUAGAGAAGGAUCCAAGCAGGGCUGUUUCCUUGUUCUGGGCUGCUAUAAAUUCUGGGGAUCGGAUUGAUAGUGCCUUGAAAGACAUGGCAGUGGUGAUGAAACAGUUGAAUCGAUCUGAUGAAGCAAUUGAGGCAAUCAAAUCUUUUCGUCAUCUCUGCCCUUAUGAUUCUCAGGAAUCUUUGGAUAAUGUGCUAGUUGAACUCUACAAGAGGUCUGGAAGAAUUGAUGAGGAGAUUGAAAUGCUUCAACGCAAACUGAAGAACAUAGAAGAAGGUAUAGCUUUCGGUGGGAAGAGGACAAAGACUGCAAGAUCUCAAGGGAAGAAGAUUCAAAUAACUGUUGAACAAGAAAGAUCAAGGAUAUUAGGGAAUUUGGCCUGGGCUUACUUGCAGCAUCAUGAUUAUGGUUUGGCUGAACAGCAUUACAGGAAAGCUCUGUCUUUGGAGCCAGAUAAGAACAAGCAGUGCAACUUGGCAAUCUGCUUGAUGCACAUGAACAGAAUUCCUGAAGCAAAAUCUCUGAUUCAGGCCAUAAGUGACUCCUGUGGAAGCAGACAGAUGGACGAUUCCUAUGCUAAAUCCUUCGAGCGUGCUGUUGAGAUGCUGACUGAAUUAGAGUCAAAAUCAAUGUUAAAACCAACUGAAGAGGACAAAGAGAACCAAAGAUCUUUGACAUCGCCUAUCACCAGAAAGCUGAAAGAAGUUACUAGCUCUACUGAAGGAGGUCGUGGUUACGUUUCUGGUUUCAUGGACUCCAGAAGGUGGACAGAUGGACAGAUUAUUGAACCUUUGCUAUCAGAUAACCAUAAUAGAGGAUCUUAUUUUGGAAUCCACCCUGAGAACCAGGGAAACUUCUUUGAAUUUAAUAACAGGAGUUCAAAAUGCUUAUCAUCUGGACUGACAGGUAGUUCAUUGUCUUCUCAACAAAAUGGAGUUGACAGUGAAUGGAGGAAAGGUCAUUAUUUUGAAAGCCCGGGUGAAAGGUCUACCUUUUCCAACAAAAUGAAAGAAAAUUCAAUUGGUUCCAGUGGAAAAGGACUAGGUUCAGCAAACAAGAAAAUGCUAGAUUCCCCUGCAGCUGUUCUAUAUACGCAACCAAAAAGAGUUUCGGGGAGGUUUGCUGAAGGAGAACAGAGAAGGGUAGGAUGGGAAGAGUAUACAGUUGAGAAACCAUCCGAAAAUUUGUUAGCUUGUAGUUGUACUGUCCAGAAUCUUGAUGGAGAACUAGAUUCAACAGAUGAGAAUUCAGAAGCUGAACUAUCAAAGUCAAGGACAGAGGUUGCCCAUGGGAAGAUCACAGGAGUAACAGUGCUACAUCAGUUUUCACAACCCAGGAUAAGGACCUUUAGUGGAUAUGAUGACACCCAUGUGAAAGAUAAAAAUGUGAUCAAGUCUGAUUCACAGCAGGCAAGCUGGAGAAGGAAUGCCAUGGAAAGUGGUAGCCAGAUGGGAUCUACAGAUGAAGAAACUGAUGUAACAGUGCUGCAUCAGUUUUCACAACCCAGGAUAAGGACCUUUAGUGGAUAUGAUGACACCCAUGUGAAAGAUAAAAAUGUGAUAAAGUCUGAUUCACAGCAGGCAAGCUGGAGAAGGAAUGCCAUCGAAAGUGGUAGCCAGAUGGGAUCUACAGAUGAAGAAAGUGAUAUCAGUCCUAAAUUUCACCUGGAGCAAACCAUAGUUGUUGAUGAUGCAAGAAGACAAUCAGAAACUUCCAUUGAUGGCAAAUGGGGUCAGAGUUUUGGUAUGAAUGAUUCUGGAAAGGUGAGUCUUGGAAAGAACAGCUCAACCAAAUCUGCUAAUAAAAGUUGGGCAGAUAUGGUUGAAGAAGAAGAAGAGAAAUUAUUAACUGGAAAAGAUCUGAGCCCUUAUUUUGAUGAUGAUUGGAAUUAUGAAGAAGAAUCUAAUGAUGAAAAUCAGGAUUCCAAUAUAGUUCAUCAAACUACUUGUCCUAAGAGUCCAGUAGAAGCUAUAAACCAAAAGUUGGAAGCAUUUGAUCUGAAGGAUGGCUACGAUACAUUCAGCAAUGCUGUUUCACCAAGGAAUCCAACAGUGCGGCGAUCUUUAUGUUUUGAUGGCAAGAAUGGCUUCAAUAUGAGGAAGAAACACAGGUUGCAGGUUUUCAGGGACAUAACCCCUUCUCCGGAUAGCCCAUGAGCUUGGAGAUAAGGCUCAACUCCUCAAUAUCCUGUGAAUAGAACUAAUGCGUUUGGAAUCAGUUUUGAGUAGAGGGUCCUACUCUUUCUUCUACAUCAUAUUCUUGCCUGGUGAGAGAGUCCCUGUUGUCAAGCCUUGUAUGUAUAUUCAAUAUUCAUCACUUAGUAAUUAGUACAUUGUAAAAAAGAGAGGUUUGUCAUUGAAAUUAUAUGAUACGAUUGUGUUUCAUUGAUUCAA